UUGCUUGUGCGUUUUUUAAAUGUUUUGGUAUUAAUAUUAAUAAAUGAUACUUUUUAUAAAAGGUUUUUUGAUUUGUAUUUAUUAGACAAUAAAGCAUAAUGCAUAUGUAAAUUCGUUAUGCAUAUACCGGAGCGUUCUUACAUGAUUGAGCUUGCAAUUGCAAUGGCGCAAAGUCGAGGCGAUUAAAACAUGGAUUCACUUUCAAUUGAUUUGUGUCAUUAUUUGUAUACAAGUGUGUUAUUGUUUGACAUGUGCUAAGAAGGUAUUUGGUGACAGUUGGAGUUUAGCAAAAUGACAGGAAGGGGAGCAAAGAAAAGAGGGCGGCCUCCGAAGGUUGUAGUUCAAGAAAGGCAAAAGAAAUUUCAGUAUCACUUAUUGAAAAAACCAAAAUAUUUAUUGAAUCAAAAUAAAGCUUCUGAUUCGACUGCGAGUACGCCUUCGGCGUCUAGGGCUUCAUCGCCUCAGGGAAGCGAUGGAAGUAGACGCAGUGGGGCGCGAACAAGGGGGCAACGAAAAGCAAACAGACGUGGUGGAUUGAGCGGUUCAGCAUACCAGAGAAGAGGUUAUAAUCCUAAUGUAACUGAUUUUUUGGAAUCUGAAUAUCAUUAUGGAUCAGAUUUUGGCGAUGAAUCGAGUGAAAAAAGCGAUCUGGAGGAGGAGCAGCUAGGAAUCCAUUCUGAUACAGAUGAUAGUCUAGGUGGAGAUGCAAGUAGUGAUAGUGAUUUUUCUAUAAAUAGUUACAGUAAUUUAAGUGGCACACCUAGAAGAACUAUAAGUCUUAUUCGACCACCAAGCCCUGAACCCUUAUGGCUACAGAACAGAGAAUUACCUCCAUUAAAGUUACCCAGUUCAUCAGAAGAUUUACUUGUUAGUUCAGACUUAAUAAUGCCAGCUGUAAGUAUAUAUGAAGUUUUGCGCCACUUUCGUCAAUUAGUUCGUCUCUCACCAUUUCGGCUGGAGGAUUUUUGUGCUUCGUUAACCUGUGAAGAACAGAGUGCAUUGUUGACGGAAGUUCACAUAAUGUUAAUUAAAGCAUUAUUGCGAGAAGAAGAAGUGCAACAAACUCAUUUUGGUCCUCUUGACCAAAAAGACAGUAUAAAUAUAACAUUAUAUUUAAUUGAUAAUGUGACUUGGCCAGAAGUUCUCCGAGUGUAUGUUGAAAGUGAUAAGUUUUUUGAUGCAAAGGUUUUAAAUAUUCUAGAAUCCUGUGAAUAUCCAUAUACAUCAGUGGAAAACAGAAUAAAAGUUUUACAAUUUUUAACUGACCAGUUUUUGAUUACUAAUCCAGUUAGAGAAGAUUUGAUGAGUGAAGGUCCUGUACAUUAUGAUGAUCAUUGUCGAAUUUGCUUUCGCUUGGGUGACCUUCUCUGCUGUGAGACAUGCCCUGCAGUGUUUCAUUUGGAAUGUGUCGAUCCACCUUUGGAAGAUGUUCCAACAGAAGACUGGCAGUGUGUUAUUUGUAAAUCGCAUAAGCUAUCAGGAGUUGUCGAUUGCAUUUCCCAAAUUGAGAAACAAGGAUUACUAUGUCGACAGGAGCAUCUUGGUUUUGACAGACAUGGAAGAAAAUAUUGGUUUCUGGACAGGAGAAUAUUUGUGGAAAGUGAAGAUGGAAGUGAAGUUUGGUAUUAUAGUACUGUGCCCCAACUUGAAGAACUCUUGUCUGUAUUGGAUAAAAGAGAAUUUGAAGUAGCUCUUUGCAGAGAAUUGGCUGAUUUUAAAGAAGAAAUUGUUCGGCAAAUGGAACUUACAGAAUCACUUACAAAUCAGUUGAAAGGGAAUAAAAAGUCAUAUUUUGAAAUUGAAAAUGCUAAUAUUCUAAAAUUGCAAAAAGAUCGCCAAGAAAUUUCUAAAAUUGGGGAUGAAUCAUUAGAUGACAAGUCUAACUCUACUGAAGUUGAACCAGGAAGCAGUCUUUGUAAUGAUGUUGAUAAUUGCACAAUGACUCAGAUGUCAACGGUAACAACUACCACAGUUACAACUACUACUGUGACUGAAACUACCAGAGUUACUCGUCAGAAAUUAAUGCAAAUUAAUAAUGGAACUCAAUAUUUUAAACUUGGUUUGGAAAACUCAUACAAGUCGUAUGUUAAUCAAUUUACAUCAAAUGUAAUUGCUCUCAAUAAACCACAAAGAAAUGAGGAUCGAGAUAAAAAAAGAUAUUUAUCACAUAAGUUUUCUUUAACUCCAGCAUCAGAGUUCAAGUGGAUUGGCACAAUGAAUGGUACACAAACUUACUUGAUAAAUACUCUUCGCCAAACACUACUUGCCCUUGAAAAUUCAAUUCAGUCAGCAUUUAUGCAUCCAAAUUGGAGUUUGCUGCGCAAGAGUUGGCUAACUGCUGUUGGCGCUUGCACCAAGCCUUCAGAUUUUUCUAAAGCUAUGAUUAUUCUACAAGCUUGCAUUAAAUCUGUUGUUUUUGCUAAUGUUUGGCAUGAUCAACUAGGUCAUGUAAAAUUACAUAGAAUUACAGCAGUUGAAAGAGAAGAGAAGAAAAAGUUGGACAAACGAGAAAAACGUGAAAAAGAUGAUGAAGAAGAACGCAAUAAACUCACAUAUAAUUUUGUGAAAUACACUUUAGGUUUGAAGCAUCAGGUGUGGAAACAAAAAGGUGAAGAAUACAGAAUACAUGGAAUUUGGGGAUGGUUAUGGUUAUCAAGUGCUAGAAAAUUUAAAUCAGUCAAGUCAAGUCGUGCAUUGUGCUUUGGUCCUCACCAAAUAAUGUUGAAAAUUGAAGAUAAAGAAGCAGCUAAAAUUUUAUGUUUAGAUACCAAAUCUUAUGAAUAUUUGAAAUCAAGAAAUACUAGUGAAAAUGAUCAUAAUUUACCCGAAGAAUUGAAAAAUGUAAAAUUUUUACCGAUAUCUGCCUCACGUUUUGAAGAAAUAGAUGUUUGCAAAGCUUUAACAUCACCUGGUAGAGUUUUGUACCCAAAAAUAGCGCAUGCGAGUAAGUUGGAUGAUUUUUUGGCAAGGCGUAUUCAGUUGAAGGUGAAUGAAGAAAAGGCUUGUACUCUCAAAGCUAAAGAAAUAGGUGCUGAUAAUGAUGAAAGGACAAAUAAAGACAAAAGUGAUGUUUCUACAGGCAAAACUGAAAUAUUAAAAAGCGUUGCAGAGAAGAUUCAGAAAUUACGAGUUCAAUAUGCUAAUUUAAAUCGCUUGGCUAAGCCUUAUAAAUGUUAUUCACCAGGUUGUAAUGCAGCUUUAACUGGACAGCACACCUCAGUUGUCUCUAAUUGCUAUUCUCCGCUGUGCAUACAGAAAUUAAAUUUGCGCAGAGAGCUUCUGCAAUUGUUGAGAUCAGCGCACAGCUCUGCUAAUAAUAUUAAUUCAAAAAAGACUUCAAUAUUAGAACAAAAGCUAUCUGAAUCUAAAGUAAUUGAAAGCAAAGAAAAAGAUCCUGUGAAUAUUACGAAUAAUAUUUUGAAAGCUUAUAGUUCUGCAAUUACAUAUGAUACGAGUCUUGUAUCAUGUUGUGCUGUUAAUUCUGUUACUGUUAAAGAAGAAUGUAUCAACAAAAUAGAUGAGCAUCAAAAUGCAAAUACUACUAGUUCAUUGAAAUUAAAUGAAUCAGAAACAAAAGAUCUUAAAGAAAAAGUAAAUAUUAAAGCUGAUAUAGAUAUUACUGAUAACUCAGAAAAGAUUCCUAGAUUAUCAUUAAAUAAUAUUACCACUGAUGAUGAUAUCAAAAAUGUUAAUCAAUCCCAUGAUGCAAAUAAUAGCUUUGAAUCCACUUUGGAUAGUCACGACAUGGAUACAAUGACUCCAGAAGCUAUUAAUGAAAUGAUAUUAGGUGUUAAAGGAGAUAAUUUUAUAAAUAAAUCAAAUGGUAAAGAUGAUGAGGCGAGUUGUAAAAACGAUAAAUCAAAAUAUUAUACUAGAGCUAGACCAGCAAAGCAACUGAUCACCACAACUCAAAUAACUACAACCACUACUACUGUCACUCAAACAGUACGCAUUGUUGAUGGAGUCGUUCAAAGCAUUGAUGGAUCAUCAAGUCAACAUAUUCAUGAUAGAUUAUCUCAUAGUUCUAAGGAAAAAAAUUACCUAUCUUGCAGUGCCAUGUCUGCCAAUUCACAAUACCAUGCACAAUUAAACAGACGAUUUUGUACCAACAAAACAACCAAACGUGAGGAGGUCAAUCCUGAAACUGAAUUUGCAGAAGAUGGCAGUAAAAGAAUAUAUUCAGCUAUUAACACAGCUGGAAAAAUUUAUUUAAAGAACAAUAAUGGUAUGAAUGGUAAAAAGAAGAAAACACAACACAUUAAGUAUCCAGUUGUAGCUUCAUUUCGUACUAGGAAUAAACAUAAGACCAUAAUGGUAUUACCGCAACACGAAUUAAAAACUUUAGCUAGACAUGCUGGUAGAUUGCCUGUAAAUGGUUACCACCACUUAGCAAAGCCAAACACAGCAGUGUGGCCAUACCCUUGCUCAAGGCCUCUUUUUAAAACAUGCUGGUUGUACCGUACAGUUCAUUUACGGUCAUUGGCAGCAGUUGCGUUGCAACUGCGUAUUGUGUGGACUUGCUUGAGAUGGGAUGACAUGGCGGUUAAACCAUCUAAUAAUGAUGGAAAACAUCAGGUAACAACAGAAACUGAGAUCAUGUCUUUAGAAUUAUUGAAACAUAGGCACGUGGGAAAAUUUAUGGAGAAAACACAGUAUCUUAGAAGACGUGUUGUUAUACCACUUGAAUUACCCAAAACAAUUAGAGAAGUUACUUCAAUAAGAAGUGGUCUUCGAAAACGUAAAAGAGCUGAAUCUCCACAGCAUACAGAACCACAGGUUACAGAAGAAUGGGUAGAUGAAGAUAAACUGGAACUUUGGGAAAUUAAACAAUAUGGUGACAAAUUGGACAAAGCGAAUAUUUUGCCUGUCACUCGUACUGCUACAGGUAAGUUGCCUCCUGUCAGAAGUGCACAUGAUCCUUCACCUACUACUGGAGGAAAGCGACUUGUUGAAAGUGUCAGCGGUAAAGCAACUCCUGAAGAAAUCAAAGAGAAAAUGGAACAACAAUUAAGAAUGCAGAGAGCAGCACAUCAACAAAAAAGAGCUCUGGAACUAAAGAGCAUUCAGAAAGCUCCUUCAGCAGUUCCAGUUUCAAAUACGGAAAAUGCUGUUAGAAUAGUCAAGAAAGGUCUUGCAAAUAGUAAA
Messenger RNA from Ctenocephalides felis (cat flea), 5145 nucleotides. Its product is annotated as nucleosome-remodeling factor subunit NURF301-like. The record is from RefSeq and is a predicted model, not a curated record. Lineage: Eukaryota; Metazoa; Arthropoda; Insecta; Siphonaptera; Pulicidae. Gene Ontology annotation, cellular component: NURF complex. The transcript has 14 exons. Gene Ontology annotation, biological process: regulation of transcription by RNA polymerase II. The annotation marks the transcript as partial. Gene Ontology annotation, molecular function: RNA polymerase II cis-regulatory region sequence-specific DNA binding.